AAAAAGGAAUUUCACUUCCGGGAUAUAUGAUCCUGCCUCUUUUUUUCAAACAAACCACCAUCAGAUAUCGUGAUAAAAGUUUCAGCAAUGACAUUCUUUACCAAAUACAGAUGAAGUGGAAAAUGUUGUUCAAACUUGGACUGUCUGUUGUGGUUUUUGUGGCGGUGUACUUGUUCUUCGCACUUCAGAACCAAAAUGACAGCAACACACAAAUGAUGCCCAAAGUGAUGCAGGACCAUCAAACUGGACAACAGGAAAGUGACCAGUCACACAUUGACAAAGAACGUGGAGGUCAUGAUCAGACAGCCAACAAAGUUGAUGAAAAACCUUUCAGGAGUGAAGCAUGGAGAAAUGGAAUACAUCUAUCUCUGGUCGCUUGUGGAGACCGAGAGAAAGAGUCUGUUAUCCUUCUGAAGUCAGCUGUCCUCUUCACAAAAACACCACUUGUUUUCCACAUCUUUGCUGAAUUACAACUGCAGGAUUACUUUAAACGACAGAUUGACUUUUGGCCCGACGAGUUCAGGACAAGAGUUGAGUACCACAUCUACAACCUGAGUUUCCCAGUGGGAGACAAAUCCAAUGAGUGGAAAAAUCUCUUUAAACCCUGUGCAUCACAGCGACUUUUCAUACCUAGUCUGUUAACGGAAGUAGAUGCGUUGUUAUAUGUUGACACGGACAUCCUGUUUGUACGACCUCUGGAGGAUAUCUGGGCUUUCUUACGGAAGUUCAACACAACACAGCUGGUAGCCCUGGCCCCGGAACAUGAAGAUAAACAAUCUAGCUGGUAUUCUAGGUUUGCCAGACAUCCGUAUUAUGGAGAACAAGGUGUGAACUCUGGGGUAAUGCUGAUGAAUCUGACACGGAUACGUCAGUCACCAUGGCUAGAAUCUCUCAAACAGUAUUACAAGGAUUAUAAACUUAAAAUAACCUGGGGGGACCAAGAUCUUCUCAACAUCUACUUCCAUUACUAUCCAGAACAGCUUUACGUUUACCCAUGUGAGUGGAAUUAUCGGCCUGAUCAUUGUAUGUACAUGAGUGUAUGUAAAGGUGGCGAUAAAAACGGGGCCAAUGUCCUACACGGAAACAGACGGGUGAUGCACAACGAUAAACAACCAGCUUUCAAAGUCACCUAUGACACCUUUGUCAGGCACCAGUUUGGCGCAGAUUUAAAGUAUGACAUGCUUGUGACACUGAAGAAAGAAUUAGAUAAAACCAAACACACAUCCUGUGGAAAAGUGCCUCAUAUAUUCUACAAACAGAUAGAAAAUUAUAUAGACUCAUUAGAUAUGUACAAAAAUAACGAGAGUUAUGGUGGAUGACUUUAAUGUUAAUUUGUAAUUCUAUGUAAUUCCAACAGUAGGGACCAUUGUCUCCUGAUAUACACAUGUAGACAGUAGAAUAUUUAAAUGCAGACUGUGAUCAUCUAACUUCUGAUCUGAUUAUGGAGAAUUAUUUUACUUUAUCACUGAUUACAUGAAAGGUCAUACAGAAAAUUUUACCAAAAGCAAAUAUAAGUUUUUCACUGCAGCAAGACACAUGUUUUUAAUCAAUAUAUUAAAAUCACUUGUAAAUGCAUGUGUCUGAAAAUAUUUUUAUAUGGAUUUAAAUGCAAAUUUAAUGCUAUGUUAUGUUUCAAUUUAACAAUGUCAAUAUACAACACACAGUACGUAUGUAUAUAAAAAGGUUUGUGAAUGUCAGUAUACAGUAUAUAUACACAUGUGCGAAUGUCAGUAUAU
Messenger RNA from Pecten maximus, 1736 nucleotides. RefSeq names its product glucoside xylosyltransferase 1-like. Gene Ontology annotation, molecular function: UDP-xylosyltransferase activity. The record is from RefSeq and is a predicted model, not a curated record. Gene Ontology annotation, biological process: protein O-linked glycosylation via N-acetylgalactosamine. Lineage: Eukaryota; Metazoa; Mollusca; Bivalvia; Pectinida; Pectinidae. The transcript is spliced from 8 exons. Bases 27 to 1319 code for a protein of 430 amino acids.